This is a messenger RNA of Bursaphelenchus xylophilus (pine wood nematode), 535 nucleotides long. NCBI's taxonomy places the organism in Eukaryota, Metazoa, Nematoda, Chromadorea, Rhabditida, Aphelenchoididae. The record is from the annotation of a GenBank genome assembly.
AUGAAUGAGUCGAGCGAACCCGAGCUUAUGCAAGACAGCGACGUAGAAGUCGAAGAUGUAGAUGCUCCUGUUCUUGAAGAAAUUGAAAGUAAUGGAAACAGGUUCAACCGUUCAGCCAGGCCCCGACACGAGUAUCAUGAAGUCCAGCGGUUUGAGUCGGCGGAAGCGUUUCAAGAAUGGUGGGUAUCAACAGGGAGUGAAAUUUGGGAGUCAGAAAAGAAGCACACGACUAGCGAGGGAAUGCAUGUCAUCUACUAUCGGUAUGUUUUUUUUAAGUGAAGAUUUCAUUUUUAGAUGCUUGAAUAAACAGUGCCCUGGACGAGGGAAGGUGGAGUUUAGCGCGACAAGUCAGUGUGUCAGCUACUUGGAAUCCAAUGUUGGACACCUCUCAGGAGCCCACGCAUCCUCAAACAAUCUGAAAACCUUCAAGGAGGAGAUCGUACGCCUAAUGGAGCUAGGCUUGAAACCAAAGAAAAUCCGGAUGGAACUGCUGGUGAGUUUUGUAGUACUAUUUAUUUUCAAUGCAUUAGGAUAG